AUGAGAAGAUGCCGUCGGUUUGCGUGGCCUGUUUUGUAUGUGAAAGCCGCGGUUAAAAUACGGUCCCACGCAACCAUCGCCGUAACACAGACCACAAAAUGGCAUUGGAACGAUUGUGGAAAAUUGUCAUCAUUGCCGCUGUUUGCUUCCAUUAUUUCUCGGUACAUAGCAGGCAUCCUCUACAACUACAAUGUCCUCUUUGUUUACUUUGAGGAGGAAUUUCAAAAAGGAGCUCUCUACACCGGUUGGGUAGGCUCCCUGGCCGCUACCCUCUACUGCGUGGCGUCCCCUCUGGCCGUGGUCCUGGGCUCCAGGUUGGGCAACACCCGGCUGGCCCUAGUCGGCACGCUCUUGCAGGCGGUCAGCUACCUGUCCACUUCCUUCAUCUCCUCGCUUGACUAUGGCUUCCUAACCUUCGGACUGCUGGUGGGCUUAGGCUGCAACUUCGCCUACUGCGCCGCAGGGAGCGCGUUGCUGGGCUGCGUCUCGAGUCACGGCAAGAACCGAUGUCGAGCGACUGGGAUCGCCUUAACGUUUUGUUCCGUUGGUAAAAUACUGCCAUCGUUAUUUCGUCCUUGUUUAUCAGAAGCGCACCGCUCUACAAAAAAGGGGGGGUGUGAUAGACCCUGUGCCCACAGUGUUCUCCUAUGUCGAAAACAAACCAACGCUUUUGCAAAAAACCAACGAUGCUCUUUGCCGAUAACAUCGUUACACCCGUUUUACAAAGCAAAGUUGGGGUUUUCGGUGUAUCGGGAUGAUCACUUUGACGAUUUUAGGCCAGCCGGUUUGCCAAAUAUUUGA
Acanthaster planci (crown-of-thorns starfish) is the source of this 801-nucleotide messenger RNA. Its product is annotated as monocarboxylate transporter 12-like. The record is from RefSeq and is a predicted model, not a curated record. Lineage: Eukaryota; Metazoa; Echinodermata; Asteroidea; Valvatida; Acanthasteridae. Gene Ontology annotation, molecular function: monocarboxylic acid transmembrane transporter activity. Gene Ontology annotation, biological process: transmembrane transport.